Pyrus x bretschneideri (Chinese white pear) is the source of this 354-nucleotide messenger RNA. Its product is annotated as blue copper protein-like. Gene Ontology annotation, molecular function: electron transfer activity. Lineage: Eukaryota; Viridiplantae; Streptophyta; Magnoliopsida; Rosales; Rosaceae. Bases 1 to 354 code for a protein of 117 amino acids. The record is from RefSeq and is a predicted model, not a curated record. The transcript has 2 exons. Gene Ontology annotation, cellular component: plasma membrane.
AUGGCACGAGUCACUUAUCUUCUCGUGAUCGCGCUUCUCGUUCUUCCUAGCGUGGUGUUUGCGACACAGUAUGUUGUCGGAGAUGACGAAGGCUGGAAUUCAGGAGUUGAUUACUAUGCUUGGGUUGAGGGAAAAACAUUCUGUGUUGGAGAUUCAUUAGCUUUCAAUUACAAUGCAGGUGCCCACAAUGUGGUUGUAGUUGAUGCUAACGGGUAUGAUCAAUGUCUUGCGUCUCCAAACAACGGUGCCUAUAACAGCGGCCACGACGUACUGACGUUUAACGUUGCCGGGACUACUAUUUCAUAUGUGAAUGGCACUGCAAUCACACCGACCAGAAGCUUAAGGUCACCGUAA